Messenger RNA from Emys orbicularis (European pond turtle), 5326 nucleotides. It is a transcript of the gene EIF4EBP2, whose product is annotated as eukaryotic translation initiation factor 4E binding protein 2. Gene Ontology annotation, cellular component: cytoplasm. The record is from RefSeq and is a predicted model, not a curated record. Bases 12 to 434 code for a protein of 140 amino acids. Gene Ontology annotation, biological process: negative regulation of translational initiation. The transcript is spliced from 3 exons. Gene Ontology annotation, molecular function: eukaryotic initiation factor 4E binding. Lineage: Eukaryota; Metazoa; Chordata; Testudines; Emydidae.
AGAGCAGGGAGAUGUCCUCCUCCGGCGGCCACCAGCACAGCCAGAGCCGGGCCAUCCCCACCAGGACGGUGCCCAUCAGCGAUGCCACGCAGCUACCUCAUGACUAUUGCACCACGCCCGGGGGGACCCUGUUUUCUACCACUCCUGGAGGUACCCGAAUCAUCUACGACCGUAAGUUUCUGUUAGAUCGCCGCAAUUCCCCCAUGGCUCAGACCCCACCAUGCCAUCUCCCAAAUAUUCCAGGAGUCACCAGUCCUGGUACCAUGGUCGAGGAUUCCAAAGUGGAAAUAAACAAUCUGAACAAUCAUGACAGGAAGAAUGCAAUGGGCUGCCAACUUAAACCAAUGAUUACUGAGACAGGGCUGUGCACUCUGUCCUUAAUGCAUACUGUAAGUGAUUGCAGCAUCUCCCAAGAAGAGCAUGUUCUUCCAUAAUGGAUUAUCUGAUUUGCCCUAUCUGCUGCGCAAGGUUAAUUAUGGGAUUUAAAACUACCAUUAUAUUAUUUACCAGAAGAUACGUUAGGAAAUAGCAUUGGGAGGUAUAUUGGGAUUGUCUUUCCUCUUGAGGGCUUUCUGAGAUCUCCCUCUAAUGCGGCUCUCCUUUUUCUGUUGCCAGGGGAUGAUGCUCAGUUUGAGAUGGACAUCUGAUUACCCCAGAGCGUAACCAUGGAGAGGCAGCAAUUCCUGAUACCUGUGCAUACUCGAUUCUGCUAAUCGGAUCAGUAACUGAAAGGUGGAAGAGGCGGCGGUAGCAGCAGUCUCCAUCAGACUCCCCACCUCAUCUUCCAAGUGCCAAAGGAUAAGAAUCUAGCUCCCCAAUCCUGCUCUCCCCCCCCCCCUUUUUAACUCCCAUCUCCCUGCUCUGUGACUGAAUGGAUGCCCUUGUCAAAUUAUACAGAGCUGAGGAACGCUCCGAGUGGAACCUUGGCAUCUCGCACUUUAGAGGCACCCUGUCAAACCAUACACAAGCGAGAACGUACCUCCAUCACCAAUUGGAUAUUUAUUGCAAACAGCAAAGGGGCCAGGGACUGGUGGAUUUAUGCUAAGUGGAGAUGGCUUUUUCUGUGUUCCCCUCCCUUCAGCCUGAUCCCAGCUCACAAAGGGCUUAUGUUUGCACAGCAAGUAGCCAGUUGUAAUAUGGUAUCUCAAAUACUUUUGAUCACUCGCAUUUUAGAAACUGCAAGGAAUAGUGGGAGAACGGGUAAGAGUCUCUGCUCAGUCUGAGUUCCUUUUCCUCAGUGGGCAGAGCACUCACUUGAGUAACUCUGGGGGAACCUGGGUACUAGUCCCACUUGUGACCUUUCUCCAUGACUCUGUGUGCCCUGCAAUGUAACAUGUUCUCUCUUCUGGAGACGCAUAACCCUAAUUCAUUUGCUGUUGUACCUCCUUGGUUUCCAUCCCACUGACAAACUUUUUGAUAAUACUUCUUAAUGUUAUGUGUAUUUAGUGGAAGCUGUCAGUUCAUUAUACUGCUGAUUCCUCUUCCUUUCUUUGUAUCCCAAAGGAAUGUCACCCAAAACUUCUCACUUUCAGAAACGUAACCCUUUAUUCCCUGAGUACUUUGAAUGCUAAAUCAAAACUUUUUUUUUUUCUGGGAUAUGGGGGAGGGGUAUCUUAUAUUAUCCUCAGGACUUCCUCCAUUUUUGCCCUUGUUAGUUUCUCCUGGUUUCUUUGCUGGUCCACACUGUAGACUGUUAUAUUGGAGGUACUACAGUAAUGGUUAAUUUCCAACAUCCCCCAUCUCUCUUGCAUUAGGGGAAGUGUUUUUCCCCACUAACCGUUUUAAUGAAUACACUUAUUAAAUGUUUAUAGUUUCAAUUUUAAGACCUCCCAUCAGAAGGGAAAAAGCGAAUGUCAACAAGCACUCUCUGAGGAACAGUGGGCCUGCUUCUCAUCUUACACCAUCCUUCCAUUCAUAGUUCACUGUGCUCCUUUCAAUCACUGGCUCCAUUACUUUUCCUCCAAGAUCCUUUGUUGUUAACUUUUAUGUUCACUGCUGGGGUGUAUAUUGGCUGACUUGUAAAAUUGAACAUUCGCCUGCAUGGGUCAUUUUUGGUUCCACACUGUCCAGUUUUGCUCCUGUCCAUAUCUUGCCAAAGGGACUAGCUGGACUAGUGUGGAUUUUGACAAGAGUGUGGUGCUUCUGGCCAAUUCCUGUCUGGCCUUGCCACUUGAAAGUUCUUGAUGGGUUUGAUUUAGUUGCUGAGGGCAUCACUCAAACUGUAGCUGGACUUGUUUCCCAUUGCCCCGCUUGCUGGGAGACUCUGUAUCUGACAUGUGAGUCAGAAAUUUACACAGCUCAGUUAUAAAUUGGAAAAGACCGUUUUCUCUUUUGAUAUGCAAAAGGGACACUUUCCUGGUAAAAUACUACUUUGGGGAAGGAAGGUUUCCUCAAAAACUCAUUUUUCCCCUCUUCCCUUCAAAAUGUGAAUAACACAGGAACAAAAGCCCUUUGUAAUGUUUGAUCUCUCAGGAAUAAACUCUUUAGUGUAUCUGGGAAAUGCAGGGUCUCCUUAAAGCUUGGUGAUGGCCAGAAAUGUGACUAAAACUGCACCUCUAUGACCUGUAUUUAUUCUCUGGCAUUAUUCCACCUAUGUUUAGUAUGAAGGAUGCUAUAGAAAGCUCAGUUGUACUUUGUGUCUCCCAGAUCCAAUUUGUUCAGUUCAGAUAUUUCUAAAGAGCACUACGAGUUCUGCCUCAUGUAGGAAACUGUUUGACUUUUUUUUUUUUUUUUCCAUUCUGCUUCAUGCAUCAUCACUAACAAUAGUUGCUGGAAUUUAGCAGGUAGUUUUGUUGAUGAGGCAGAACAGAAUCCAGAUUUGCUCUGUAGUGCUGAUAAUAGUAAAAACUUGGGUUUGUCAGUGAACUAAGCAGAGUUGAUUUGGGAGAAACAGGAAGAAAAAAUGGGCAGUGACAAGGUAUCAUUAGUCACUUUUCUCAUCAUAGUGAUAAAUUUUGUUUUAUUCGUAACUUCUCAUCUUUUCAAAGCACUGCACAGGUGUUCAGCUAUUUGACUCUUUAAUUACAAGAAUUGUGCCGCUAAAAUCCUGUUGCAACACUGAAAAUGUAUCCCUAAGUGUACAGUGCAGCAAGAGCUUCCAUUAUGCAACAAUCCUCUUAGCUGUCAGCUGGAGAAAUCAUUCUGACUUUUGUCAACUUGAGAUGUAUUUUUUUUUUAAGUACCCAAGGUAAGAAACAAGAAUCCAGAGAGGAAAGGAUGGUCUGGUAAUUGAGGCAUUGGAGUAGGAUUAGGAAAAUCUGGGGUUUGUUUCUGGCAAUGCCAUGGUAUUCCUGUAUGACCUUGAGCAAAUGACUUAGUCUCUCUGUGCUUUAGUUUCCCAUCUGUAAAAUAGGGAUAACAGCAUUUCCCCAUGUCACAACGGUGUUGUGAGGAUAAAUUCAUUAGUAUUUGAGAGACUGUCAGAAAAAAUGGAAAUAGGGAUUAUAGGAAAGCAUAAAAAUAUAUUUUUUUAAAAAAGCACAGGAGGAUGUCAUGAAAGUUGAGAUUGUGUUAAAAGAAACAGCAUUUUGUGCAGUGAUAGGUCCUCUACUGACUUGUGCUUUAUCUCUUCCCCCCCCCAACUUCCCUGGACAUGCCGUGGUGCCAUGAAAAAUGGUGACUGAAUAAAAAUAGUGCACUCAACAAACUCUCACUUUGCUAGUCAGUUUGGAUAAAGAGUUUUCACCUAUUUUGGUCAGUGCAGUGCCCGGUAACCUUAAUGCCCUGUAAGAAGCGAUUCCACACAGUCAUACUCCCACACUCACACUUUCAGUUUAUUUAGAUUUUGAUUAAAAUCUGCAUUUCUGUGCCUCCUGCUGCUUAUCGCUCUGUUAGGCGAUCAGUUGCAUCUGCAGUGUGGGGUGGAACCUAACGUACCGUCCACCUUGGUGUCAUCCUAGUUGAACAAUCAAAAUCUGAAUUCAGUCGUUUGCCAUUUAAAAUUACACCAUCAGGUUAAAAACAAUUUGUUAAACAUGUCAUGUCCUGUUUGUCAGUAAAACUGAUACAAAAUAUAAUUAAUUUUAUUUUUAUCCAUUAAUUCUUGUUUACUAUUUCCACUACACUUAGCUUUGGAACAUAAGAAUGGCCAGUCUGGGCCAGACCAAAGGUUCAUCUAGCUCAAUAUCCUGUCGUCCAACAGUGGCCCAUGCCAGGUGCCCCAGAGGGAAUGAAUAGAACAGGUAAUCAUCAAGUGAUCCAUUCCCUGUUGCCCAUUCCCAGCUUCUGGCGAACAAAGGCUAGGGACGCCGUCGCUGCCCAUCCUGGCUAAUAGCCAUUUAUAGACCUAUCUUCCAUGAACUUAUCUAGUUCUUUUUUGAACCCCGUUAUAACCUUGGCCUUCACAAUAUCCUCUGGCAAGGAGUUCCACAGGUUGAUUGUGCGUUGUAUGAAGAAAUACUUCCUUUUGUUUGUUUUAAAUCUGCUGCCUAUUAAUUUCAUUUGGUGACCCCUAGUUGUUGUGUUGUGAGAAGGAUUAAAUAACACUUCCUUUUUUACUUUCUCCAGUGAAAGUGGACAAUGAAAAUAUUCAGUUACUUCUUAAGCACCACAACUGCAGGGUAACACUUAAGUCCAAUCUAAAUGCUCUGUUUGUUAAAACUGAAGGGAAGAUGAUAAUAAAAUGUUCAGUUUUGUAAAUUCUUUAUUUUAUUAAACCUAAAUUUUGCACUUAAAUUUUUGUGUCCCAGACAUUACAGGUCAGAUCUUUCCCUGCAUUAGGGCAGCUUUGUCUCAGCCCAUCAGUGCCCUUUUUAACCAGUUUUAGGCUGCUGCAGGAUUCUCCGUGCAUAGUGAGGUCCUUGGGUGGUGCAGAGCCAUCAUGGCAGUUCUUAUGUCCCCUGUGCUGAAUGCAAGGAGCAGGGGGAGUGAGGUUAAGGCAACCCUUGGCUACUGUAUUGGCCCCUUGGCAGCUAAAACAAGUUAGAGUAGCCCUUAGACUGCUCUAAUUUGUGCUUUGGGACUAGCUCAAAAGAGUGGGGAACAGCUUCCUCCUUACCUGAUAUGUUCAGCUUUAAUCCUUAUUUUUAACCAUUAAAACAUAGGGCCUGGAUGAUGCACUGGGUUAGUGCAGGAACCUAUUCACCUUCAGGGACCUGGGUUCAGAUUCUAUCUCUGACCAUAAAUAAAAAUGAAUCUAGCAGGUUCAUCCUAAUUCCUACUACUCCACUUCAUAAAACCACAACCCAGUAGCUUGGUUUAUGCUAAGGGAAUUCCAACCACUUGGCACUUUGGCUGGAGCUGUCCUGUAGACCAGGCUCCAGGUCCCCUGAACCAUUUUUACUAAAUUCAUUUCACAACCUGCAGAAUGCGCUUUUUUUUUUUUUUU